ACCCAGUUUGUGUGUCUGGCUGGUAGGUGCGGGCUGGCUAACCGGCUAGCUGUCUGAGCCGUGAUUGCCUCUUUCUUGGGGCUAAACAUAAAGGUACGGGCGUGCCACGCCGUUAACCCCGGCUCAUUUGAUAGUCGUAAUGCCAGUCCACUCACGGGAGAAGAAAGAAAGUAACCACGAAGAAAUGGAGGUGGAUUUUCCCGAGCAAGACGGCAGCAGCACAGACGAGGAGGACACCGUUAGCUCGUCCGUGUCUGAAGAUGGAGACAGCUCGGAGAUGGAUGAUGAGGACUGCGAGAGGAGGAGGAUGGAGUGCCUGGAUGAGAUGACAACACUCGAGAAACAAUUCACUGACUUGAAGGAGCAGUUGUAUAAGGAGCGUCUCAGCCAGGUGGACAUUAAACUGCAGGAGGUGAUGGCUGGCUGUGCCCAAGAGUACCUGGAACCCUUGGCCAACCUACAGGAAAACAUGCAGAUCAGGACCAAAGUGGCUGGGAUCUACAGGGAGCUGUGUCUUGAGUCCGUGAAGAACAAAUAUGAGUGUGAAAUCCAAGCUGCAUGCCAACAUUGGGAAAGUGAGAAGUUGCUGCUAUUUGACACUGUGCAGAGUGAGCUGGAGGAGAAGAUAAGAAGACUGGAGGAAGACAGACACAGUAUUGACAUUACCUCAGAGUUGUGGAAUGAUGGAUUGCACGCACGGAAAAACAAGAAAAAAGACCCGUUCUGUCCUGUGAAGAAGAAGAAGCCUGUUGUUGUUUCUGGGCCUUAUAUCGUUUACAUGCUGCAAGAUCUGGAUAUUCUUGAAGACUGGACUGCAAUAAGAAAGGCGAUGGCAUCUCUGGGACCACACCGGGUCAAGGUGGAUGUCCCAGCUGUGAAGCCUGACAGACAUCACCAUGUGGCUCGCUCUGAGGAUGGGCGACUUUUCUAUGACAACCAGUGGUACUGCAGGGGACAGGCCAUCUGUAUCAACAGGAAGGAUGAGUUUCCGACUAGUGCCAUCAUCACCACCAUCAACAACGAUGAGGUGUGGUUCAAGCGGCUGGAUGGUACCAAAUCAAAGCUUUACAUCUCCCAGCUGCAGAAAGGCAAAUACACUAUCAAACACUCAUAAAGAAAGGAAAGAAGACAAAAUCACACACACCCACAUACAUCUCUGCUGUGUUUCUUCUUGUCUCUUUUUCCAUGUGGUUUCUCUAACAUACAGUCAAAAAGCAGACGAAUAUCACCUGAACCUUGGUGUGUGAGGCGACU
Messenger RNA from Melanotaenia boesemani (Boeseman's rainbowfish), 1254 nucleotides. RefSeq names its product BRMS1 like transcriptional repressor b (gene brms1lb). Gene Ontology annotation, biological process: negative regulation of transcription by RNA polymerase II. Bases 140 to 1114 code for a protein of 324 amino acids. Gene Ontology annotation, molecular function: histone deacetylase binding. The transcript is spliced from 10 exons. The record is from RefSeq and is a predicted model, not a curated record. Lineage: Eukaryota; Metazoa; Chordata; Actinopteri; Atheriniformes; Melanotaeniidae. Gene Ontology annotation, cellular component: Sin3-type complex.